AUGCUGCCCGUACCCUCAGGUUAUCCCAUAGCAAAAGUGUCGGGACCCGUGAUCAUCGCCUCUCUUUUGCACUGGGGACUCUUCGGGACCCUCUCGGUGCAGCUUUAUCUGUACUAUCUGGCAUUUCCAAAUGACAGAAAGUUCACGAAAUACCUCGUCUAUGGCAUCUACAUUGUCGAGUUCGUUCAGACGAUGUUCAUCACGCACGAUGUCUUUGCAGUCUAUGGGUACCAUUUCGGGGAUGUCGAAGCCCUCACUGAGAUACAUUUCAAUUGGCUCACUGUCCCCGUCAUCAGCGGUCUAUUGCUUGUGUCGGACAAGUUUUCUAUGCCUACCGAAUUUUCAUAUUGUCGAAGUCUCAAAUCGUCCCUAUACUCGUCAUUUCUAUCGUUGACCAGUUUUGUGGGAGCUAUAAUCACAGGCGUAUACGCUUUUCAAGCAGGCAAUGUCACUAAACUCAAUAACCGGAAGACGUCCAUUGCCGUCGGGACCUGGUGCGGUGCCUCUGCUAUGUGUGAUAUUGUCAUCGCUAUCUGUAUGACUUGCUCUCUUAUCCGUGGCAGUACCAAUCUCCGUCGCACCCAAAUGCUGGUCACAAAGUUAAUUUGUCUCACUAUUGAAACAGGAUCUGUGACAGCUGCUAUCGCUCUGCUUAGCCUUAUCCUCUUUGCUGCCUUCCCUCGUCAGACUUUUUAUACGACACCCGCCCUGCUCAUACCCAAGCUGUAUGCUAACGCCGUCAUUAUGCCUCCCGACAAGCAUCUUACGGGAUACCACUUCCCAGUCAACACAAGACACACGGCGAACGGAAGGAGAGAUGUCAGCAGUCGCGAUACCGAAGGAGGCAUUCAACAAUGA
Desarmillaria tabescens is the source of this 858-nucleotide messenger RNA. RefSeq lists its product as uncharacterized. Lineage: Eukaryota; Fungi; Basidiomycota; Agaricomycetes; Agaricales; Physalacriaceae. The transcript is spliced from 10 exons. The record is from RefSeq and is a predicted model, not a curated record. The coding region runs from base 1 to 858 and encodes 285 amino acids.